Molecule: messenger RNA, 279 nt
Organism: Entrophospora sp. SA101
Lineage: Eukaryota; Fungi; Glomeromycota; Glomeromycetes; Entrophosporales; Entrophosporaceae
Source: the annotation of a GenBank genome assembly
AUGGGGAAGCAUAACAUAGCAAAGUCUAUUUCCAUAGGUUCUCCCAACAUCUCCUCAUCCUCAAUAGAUAUUUCUGGAAUAGUUUAUGAAUUUUCAAUUUUUGCUUUAAAUUUCUCCAUUAAAUCUACAGGUAGAAUACCAUCAAACAUAUCUACUGAAAUUUCAUUUUCACUUAAUCAUUCUGUUUUACCUGUUGUAUUAGUAUGUUGGUAUGAUUAUUGUUCUAAAAAACAUCCUCUAAAAUAUGGAUGCCCUCAUGAAAUUAGUAAAUCAUUAUGA